Messenger RNA from Amphibalanus amphitrite, 2211 nucleotides. RefSeq names its product BTB/POZ domain-containing protein KCTD5-like. The transcript has 6 exons. Gene Ontology annotation, cellular component: cytoplasm; Cul3-RING ubiquitin ligase complex. The record is from RefSeq and is a predicted model, not a curated record. Gene Ontology annotation, biological process: protein homooligomerization; proteasome-mediated ubiquitin-dependent protein catabolic process. NCBI's taxonomy places the organism in Eukaryota, Metazoa, Arthropoda, Thecostraca, Balanomorpha, Balanidae. Gene Ontology annotation, molecular function: cullin family protein binding. Bases 175 to 771 code for a protein of 198 amino acids.
GCUACCAUAUUCUUUCUAACAUGCAAAGUUUACCCUGCGUGAGCUAUCCUUUAUUAUUUGUGAGAUAUGUGACGAGAUAAUUUAAUAUUUAUUAUUUAUAUUAUUUGGAUAACGCCCGCUUCAUUAGUUUUUUGGGGUGCAUCACCAAAAAGGGUGUCUAAGAAGCAUCAAACCAUGUCGGACCAAAGAGGACAAGAAUGGAUCAAGCUGAACGUUGGAGGGACCCAGUUCAUGACGACUCGCACGACUUUGUGUCAGGACGAGAAGUCGUUUCUCUACCGACUCUGCCAGAGCAACAUGGAGCUGACAACGGCUAAGGACGAGCACGGGGCCUACCUGAUCGACCGAGACCCGCAGUACUUUGGGCCCGUGCUCAACUACCUUCGCCAUGGGAAGCUGGUGCUGGAUAAGAACAUGGCUGAGGAGGGCGUACUGGAGGAAGCAGAGUUCUACAACAUCACCGGGCUCAUCCACCUGGUCAAGGACCGCAUCACAAGGAGAGACUCCGGUGUCAGCGGCUCUCGGAAACACGUCUACCGAGUGAUGCAGUUCCACGAGGACGAGCUAACAUCGCUAAUGUCAUCGAUGAGCGACGGAUGGAAAUUCGAGCAGCUGAUCAACGUGGGCAGCCAGUACAACUACGGUAACAACGACCAGUCCGAGUUUCUGUGCGUGGUCUCACGCGAGUGCGCCACCUGCGACAACCACAGCAACGGCCACGAGCCCUCAGACAAGGCCAAGAUGCUGCUUCAGAAGGCCAGUCGAAUGUGAUUGGUCAGGUGCCUUAUGACGUCACAAGUUCGGUCGCAUGGCGUCACAAACACCUGGGACCGAGCCGCCCGGCCGGCGCCAUGGCAUUGGUGUGACGUCACUCAAUAACACAGGACCACGCUGUGAGGUAUGACGUCACCAAUAACGCAGAGCCACGUGAUUAAGUAUGACGUCACCAAUAACGCCGCACCACGCUGUUAGGCAUGACGUCACAUGACGUUUUCGGACCACACCGUGUAGCGUGGCGCCGCGACGAACUAUUUCAAAGACGUGGCGCGCAUUUUUGAGGCUUCCAAGGGGGCGGACAUUUUGUUCCGAGCUUACUGUGCGCCGUCGGACGCUAGUUUGUACGAUUUUGUACUGUUUUUUGAUGUAUUGUGCGGCGCCGGCUGGCCGUGACGGCCUUUUCAGUGUUAUAAGACAGACCUUUGUGGUGUAACGGGUCCCGGUGCCUGAAGACGGACUUGCGGGGCCACGCGGGGUGGGGGGACACCUCACAGCCCUGUGCGCCGUGCCUGCUGCGGGCGGGCAGCGUCGUGGCGCACGUGUUUUCACGUGGUUUGGUACGUGGCGGCGCCGUGUAGUCAGUCGACUCGUGGCAGUUUUUUGCCACGAGUAGACGCGACGAAUGAGUCAAGCUACUGGCUGAGACCACGGACAACCUACUGACCUACUGGUUGACUCACGGACACCGCGUGUUCUAGCUUCAGCGUUACGGAUAGUCUUUGACAUCACUGGUACGGAUUGUGACGUCAUUGAUACUUUAUGACGUCAUUAGACAGCCUAGGACGUCAUUGGUCAGCGCCGCACUGCCUUUUCGUGUACCGUGCCCGGUGCCGCCACGGUAGCCCGAGUGGAAACCCAGGUAGGAUUGAACUGUAUAAACUUCACUGUCAUCCCACGACAUGCAUUUGGUGGUCGAUGAUGCACCCAACACCCUUGUCAUUGUCAAUACGAGUUGUGCUUUGUAUGGGCUAAGCUUUGUAUUUGCUGUGCUUGGUGAAUUUGUUACAAACCGAUUUGUUUUAUGGUAGUAAAAGUGUAGAUAGGAUUGAAAAUGAACUCAACUGGAUGUAAGAGUUAGAUAAAUUUGUUUGUUAGUUGUGUUAUUUAUGCACUACCAUGACAUUUUUGACCGGUAUAGGGUGUGAAAUGUAGAUAACAGAAUGCUUGUGCUUGAUGUGACUGGACGUGACUGGCCGCCCUAUGGGGCUGGCUGGUGGGGAGCCCCAGGGAACGAGCGCUGGAUGCAGUGACUGUCCGCCCGUGUGGGCCCUAUAAAAGACGCGUGCGUUUCUCGCCGAAUGUCGAAAUGAAUGCGAAGGAACGGCAGUGUGAGUCGUGGCUUCUCUCUGCGCUUCAGACAGUGUGAGUAGCCCAGUGAGCAUGUGAGUGUGUUCACCCACAGAGUUGGUAAUAAACAGGUGUCUUUUAUCUCCA